Messenger RNA from Thelazia callipaeda (thelaziosis nematode), 2073 nucleotides. The record is from the annotation of a GenBank genome assembly. NCBI's taxonomy places the organism in Eukaryota, Metazoa, Nematoda, Chromadorea, Rhabditida, Thelaziidae.
AUGUCAACAAUACUUUCAUCGUCUUCUCCACAGACAUUUUAUCGAACUUUAUUGCGUUUAACAGAACGAAAAAAGAAGCAAAAAGCAGAAGGCUUAACAAAUAAUCAGUCAAAUAGCGAUGAGACUGUUAGUGAAUACAGUAGCAGUGCUAAUAUUAACAGUAAUCUAUCACAACAACAGCAACAGCAAGGAGUAAUGGAGGAAACACAAGGAGCUUGCGAGGCGACGCAGCCCAAAAGUAACGUUGUGCAUCGCGGAAUGGACAAAAUCCGGCGUUCCGUUCGGGAAUCAUUUCGUCGACGAAUGUCAAGACAACACAUUGCAGGUGGAACUUCAUCUACGAGGCAUUCUCCAACCAGAACAACAGAUUGCGCAAAGUCGGGUAAGGCAGAAUUAUGGCAACCUGAUGAAGCGACUGUUCGAAAUGGUACUUGCAGUUUUCAUGUCAAGUAUCUUGGUGGUAUAGAAGUGUUUGAAUCACGCGGGAUGCAAAUUUGUGAAGGCGCAUUGAAGCUUUUGAAGGGACAACGGCGACGACCAAUUAAAGCGAUUUUAUAUGUUUCGGGUGAUGGUUUACGAGUUGUCGAUCAAGAAAGUAGUCGGGGUUUGAUUGUUGAUCAAACUAUUGAGAAGGUGUCAUUUUGUGCACCUGAUCGCAGUAAUGAAAAAGGAUUUGCUUAUAUUUGUCGAGAUGGAACAUCAAGACGAUGGAUGUGUCAUGGGUUUAAUGCUACUAAAGAAUCGGGUGAAAGAUUGAGCCAUGCUGUCGGAUGUGCUUUUGCUAUUUGUUUGGAGCGUAAAAAGAAGCGUGAUAUGGAGGCUGCUGCGGCAGUACAAGCUGCUGCAGGUUUAUCAUCUCCUGGCAGCGGAAAGCGAAGCAGUGUGGGAUUCACGUUAAAUGGAAUUGUCCAACAAGCAGCUCUUUCGAACACUUCAUUUGAGCGAAAUACCAGUAAUAAUUCUUUCCGUCGAUUAUCAAUUACUGAACGGCUCCAAGAUCCUCAGACUGCUAUUAUACAGCAACCACCAUCUGUUGCAACAAAUCUCGCAUCUGAAUUACAGAUUACGCCAAAGCCACGGCCGAUUGGAAAUCCAUUGCUUUUUGAAAGACAGGGAUCAUUGCGUGCUCCCACGUCACUCAGCACUUCUUCGUUUCGUAGACAGUUUUCACUUCGAUCUUGUUCAGAUUCUCCGAUAAAAAGACAACAGACGCUGUGCGUAACAACCAUGGGCAAGAGUGAACCAAUAUUUGAAGAUGAUGAAGACAAAAAUUGGUUGAAUAGUAACAAACAGAAUCAGGAAGGCUAUUUUGAAAGUGCACCUUAUAACCCUGUGAAGUACAGUGGAAUUAGGCAGUCGUUAUCAUAUACGGCUGUGCCAUCCACAAACACCGUUGAUUCAAGUAACACUCGCGUUUGCAAAUCGGUCAAUUCUCCAUUGCAAGUUUUAAGAAACUGGAAAUCAAAUAUGAAUAAAUCCGAAUCUUGGUUGAGCAACCCAAUUUCGAUGUGCCCAUCAACAGCAAAAUCAAAAGCAGAUGAGUGGUUAGAGCAGACUUUGCGUUCAUCAUUAUCGUUGAGUUCACCGUAUAAAAACAUUUGUGAAAUAGAGAAGAUUAAUCCUGUGAUUGAUAAAGAUGUAUCAAAUCAUCCGUUUCUGUCAAUACCAGCCUCAUCAUCUUAUCCUACUGUUACUCAAAGUGAAAAACAAACAACUGUGCAUUUUAAUAGCGAUUUUUCACACUAUCAACUUUCACCAAUAACUGAAAACUCAGUGUCUUUCAGCAAGGUUGAAUCUGAUUUGAAGACAAAAACCGUUCUACCAUCGACGCUGACUGUAAAUUCGGAUGUGGACGUUUUUGGGCAGCCAGUAUUCAGCCCUUCGUUUGCCAAUCCUCAUUUACAAGUUAAAUCCGGUGAAACUGUAAAUAAUGAAAGAACUGAAAACGAAGAAAGUGAUCCAUUUGAUGUGAGAUGGUCUCAAAUAGCAGUAGAUACUGCAGCAUCAUACCAUCCAGCUUCUUUUCGUUCAACGAAUCCUUUUUAUUCAGAAUCAAGUGCUGUGAAAAUUUGA